Molecule: messenger RNA, 1975 nt
Organism: Austrofundulus limnaeus
Lineage: Eukaryota; Metazoa; Chordata; Actinopteri; Cyprinodontiformes; Rivulidae
Gene: ckmt1
Product: creatine kinase, mitochondrial 1
Exons: 9
Coding region: 79-1326 (415 amino acids)
Biological process (GO): phosphocreatine biosynthetic process
Cellular component (GO): mitochondrion
Molecular function (GO): creatine kinase activity
Source: RefSeq, a predicted model, not a curated record
UCCCAUCAUCCUGUCCAUUCCUCCCUCUGUUCGGCCGUAGAAGGAACACCUUUUCUUUUUAAAUAAUAAUAAUAAAUAAUGGCCAGCAGCUUCACAAGAGUCCUCUCCUCCAAGCGGCACGUCGGCAUCUUGUCGUUGGUCGGAGGCUCCGUAGCGGCGGGGUUUCUGCUGCACCGGGAACAUGCCAGCGCCGGAGAGCCUCUCCGCAGGAGGUACCCCGCCAGUGCGGAGUACCCUGACCUGCGCAAACACAACAACUGCAUGGCCAGUAACCUGACACCUGCCAUCUACGCCAAACUGUGCGAUAGGACCACUCCCAACGGUUACACAUUGGACCAGGCCAUUCAGACGGGCGUGGACAACCCUGGGCACCCCUUCAUCAAGACUGUUGGCAUGGUGGCAGGAGAUGAGGAGUCCUAUGAGGUAUUUGCAGAGCUGUUGGAUCCUGUCAUCAAAGAGAGACACAAUGGCUACGACCCUCACACAAUGAAACAUCCCACUGACCUGGACUCCAGCAAGCUUCAGUCAGGCCAGUUCGAUGAACGUUACGUGCUGUCGUCCAGGGUGAGGACAGGUCGCAGUAUCCGGGGGCUGAGCCUUCCCCCUGCCUGCACCAGGGCAGAGCGCAGGGAAGUGGAAAGAGUGGUGGUGGACGCCCUCGCGGGCCUGAAGGGCGACCUGACUGGGAAAUACUACAGUCUCACCCAGAUGACAGAGAAGGAGCAGCAGCAGCUCAUCGAUGACCACUUCUUAUUUGACAAGCCCGUGUCUCCCCUCCUGACGUGUGCAGGCAUGGCUCGUGACUGGCCAGAUGCUCGUGGUAUUUGGCACAACAAUGAGAAGACCUUUUUGAUUUGGAUCAAUGAGGAGGAUCACACCAGAGUUAUCUCCAUGGAGAAGGGAGGCAACAUGAAGAGAGUCUUCGAUAGGUUCUGCAGAGGCCUGAAGGAGGUGGAGCGUCUGAUCCAGGAGAGAGGCUGGGAGUUCAUGUGGAACGAGAGGCUUGGUUACAUCCUCACCUGCCCCUCCAACCUGGGGACAGGACUCAGGGCUGGAGUCCAUGUUAAGCUGCCCCUGCUGAGCAAGGAUCCCCGUUUCAGUAAGAUCCUGGAUAACCUGCGUCUGCAGAAGCGAGGGACCGGUGGUGUGGACACUGCUGCUGUGGGGGGAACGUUUGACAUCUCCAACCUGGACCGCCUGGGACAGUCUGAGGUCCAGUUGGUGCAGACGGUGGUUGAUGGUGUCAACUACCUGAUCGAGUGUGAGAAGAAGCUGGAGAGGGGCCAGGACAUCAAGGUGCCCCCACCCGUCAAGCAGUUCAAGUAGACCCUGAUCCCUCCUCUCUGCACACACACACACACACACUCUGCUCAGUGCUCAUAGUUAUUACAUUGUCUCAUUUACCUCUAUUACUGUCCUAUCUAAUCACCCCUCCCUGCCUCUCUAUAUACUCAGUAAUUUAAUCAAUACGUGUUAGAUGUUACUAAACAAAGUUAGAGCCUCAGAACUCGGCUGUAUUUAGGCUGAAGCUGAACAUUAAAUUUUUACUUUGCUCCAAACUGACAGCUGUGAUUUACGAAGCUGCAGAAAAUGUGAGGUGGGCGGGUGUGAUAAUGGAGGAAAGAUCUCAGUCUCUACUUGGCCAACAAUGAUCUCUGGCUUUUCCCGCCCCAGUCCUGAACCACUCCUGGACUCUCAGUCCCUUCCUGCUGCAUGUCCCGCUCAGCCUAUCUCUGUCCCUCUCUCCUGUUUUCUGGUGCUUGUGUCACUCAUCUAGCUGUGCUAUACUCUCCAUCAUGGAUUGUGUGAACAUUAGUUUCUGUUCAGAGAUUUGAAUGUAGAUGUUCUGACUGAUUUGUGAAAAGACUGCUGUUCACUGGCCGAGUUGGGCUCUGUACUGUAAGCUCCUGAAGCAAUAUCCUUUGAGCUGCAACAGAAUGUCUCUUUUAUUAAAGAAACCAUCUAUUUAACAGAU